Nicotiana tabacum (common tobacco) is the source of this 1460-nucleotide messenger RNA. Lineage: Eukaryota; Viridiplantae; Streptophyta; Magnoliopsida; Solanales; Solanaceae. The record is from RefSeq and is a predicted model, not a curated record.
CUUCUACUCAAAAGCUUAAAUGACUUGCUCAAUUCCAAUGCAUAUUCGGUUGUUUUACUAAAGAAAGAAAUUGGACUGCUGAAAGAAGACCUAGAAUUCACAAGACCGUUCUUCACGAAUGUUGAGCAAGAAUUGAACAGAGAUCUCUGGACUCGUAUUCUAGAUGUUGCAUAUGAGGCAGAACAUGCCAUUAAUUCAAUUAUUGUCAGAGAUCACGGUCUCUUGCAACUUAUCUUCUCACUUCCGGGUAACAUAGAAAAGAUCAAGCUUAUCAAAGAAGAGGUAUCAAAGAAGAUCCAAAAGAACAAGGGUCUUAUUGUCGUAAACUCUCCCAACAAGCUAGUUCAGAUUGGGUUUGAGGAGGAGACAAAUUGGAUAAUAAGGAAGCUCACUAGUGGACCAGCAACGCUAGAUGUCAUUUCGAUCAUUGGCAUGCCAGGACUUGGAAAAACUACUUUGGCUUACAGAGUAUAUAAUAAUAAGUCUAUUGCUAAUCAUUUCGAUGUUCGUGCGUGGUGCACAGUCGACCAAGAGUAUGACAUGAAUAAGAUUUUGCAGAAAAUUUAUAAUCAAGUGAUUGGUUCAGAUGCAAAAUUCAGUGAGGAUUUUGUUGUUGGUGAUAAGCUCCAAAGAGAGCUAUAUAGAAGGAGGUACCUAAUUGUCUUGGAUGACUUGUGGGAUACUACAGCUUGGGAUGAUUUAACAAGACAUUUUCCUGAAUUUAUGAAUGGAAGCAGAGUUAUUAUAACAAGUCGAAUAAUGAAUGUGGCUUUGCAUGGAAAACGCUGCAGUGAUCCUUUUCAUCUUCGAUUGCUAAAUCUAGAAGAAAGUUGGGAAUUAUUACAGAGAAAGGUAUUCGGAGAAGAAAUUUGCCCUGAUGAACUAUUGGAUGUUGGAUAUGAAAUAACCAAAAAAUGUAAAGGGCUUCCGUUGGUACUUCAUCUGAUUGGUGGAGUCAUUGCAACGAAAGAAAAGAAUCACUUAAAGCCGUGCCUGCUUUACCUUGAUGCUAUCCAAAGGAUGAAUAUAUUGAAAUAUCUGAAUUGAAAGAUUUAUGGAGUGCUGAAGGACUAUUGGAACAGAUUGAGAUGAAGAGUGUGGAAGAAGUAGUGGAGGUUCAUUUGGAUGAGUUAGUUUGCAGUGGCUUGGUAAUAGUUUCCAGUGAGAGAGGUAGGGCAUCGAGUUGCCGAAUUCAUGAUCUUGUGCAUGAUUUUUGUUUAAUAAAAGCUAGAGAGGAACAGCUGUUUGAUUUCAUAAGUUCAAGUGCUCCGUCUCCUUCUUCUUCAGAACGGGUGCCACGUGCAAUGAUCAUUCGUUAUGACCGACGUCUUUUUCAUUUGGAUGAAAAUUUUGUCCUCUUCAAUCCAGAAAAGAAAAAUCCUUAUGUUAAACACCUCCUCUCUUUGAAGGUUUCUGAUGGGAAGCACAAUCAUCUUUCCUACAACUGUCACCUAAGACAC